Messenger RNA from Adineta steineri, 1692 nucleotides. The record is from the annotation of a GenBank genome assembly. Lineage: Eukaryota; Metazoa; Rotifera; Eurotatoria; Adinetida; Adinetidae.
AUGAAAUUUGAAUCAUUACCAAAUGAAAUAUUUCUUGAAUGUCUUCAAUAUUUCGAUGGAUUACAAAUAUUUCAUUCAUUUGAUCAAUUAAAUUCUCGUUUUAAUCGAUUAAUUCGAACUAUUCCAUUGUAUGUUAAUUUUGAUGAAAUCAAGCAAUGUUUAUUUGAUAAAUUUUGUCAAACAAUAUUAUUAAAUCCCGAAAUAAAACAAACUAUUAUUUAUUUAAAAUUAUCAAAUGAUAAAAUCUAUCAACAAAUUGAAAAUUUUUUUUCAUUAUUUUCAUUAAAUGAAUUUCUUCAUCUUCGAUCAUUAUCAUUAUUUGGUAUUUAUAAUGGUAAAGUUCAACAAAUACAAUCGAAUUUAUCAUAUAUAUUAGAUCUACAUUAUUUCCAUUGCACAACAUAUUCAGAUAGUAAAUUUUUAAUAACAUCUGCUUUAACAAAAUCUAAAAUUGAAAUUUUAAAUUUACGAAAAUUUACUUUAAAUUCUACAGAUAUUUAUGAAACAAUGUCACUUACAUCAUUAACUGUUUAUGAAUGUACUCUAAAUGAUAUAUGUCAUUUAUUUAAAUAUACACCAAUGUUAAAAUAUUUAGAGAUUACAAAAUUUUGCAAGAGUGAAAUUACAAAUAAUGAAUUGGAUAUUACAAAUACAAAUGUUGGCCAAUUAAAAAAAUUAAUUAUUCAUUAUUCUGAAGUAAAAUUUGAAGAAAUUGAAUUAUUAUUAAAAUGUCUAUCAAAUUUAAAUAUAUUCUCAAUAAGAAGUCAUGAAAUAACAAUAAUUGAUGCUGCUCGUUGGCAAUAUCUUAUUGAAAAUUCACUUCCACAUUUACAUAUAUUUAAGUUUAAUUUUAGCUAUUCUGCUUAUGAUUCAUCUGAUGAAAAAUUAAGUAAAAUUCGAAAAUUUCAAACUGAUUUUUGGCAAAAACAACAUCAAUGGUAUACAAUUAACGAAAUCGAUCAGUCAUCAGCAUCAGUUUAUACAAUACCAAAUAUUUCACGAGUAUAUACCUUAGGAUCUACGACAAAAAUCUAUGAAAAUUCAUUAGUGAACAAUUCAACUAUAUUUAAUAAUGUUACAAGUUUAUAUUUGGUACCAAAAGCAAUAGGAAAUAAUUCAUUAUCUUAUUUUCGAAAUGUAAAAUCAUUAAGAUUAUCACGAGAACUCAUUUUCUUCAAUAAUGAUGAUGAGGAAGAGGAGGAGAAGACGUACGAGUGUGAUAUAUCACGAACACAUAUAAACAAUCUACAUAGGAUUGUCAAUCUAUCGUGUAUCACCUAUUUGGAGGUUGGUUCUGGCUUUCAUCUUUCAUCAUGUUUAUUGACAAAAAUUCUUCAAAAACUAUCAAAUGUAAAUUCAUUAGAAAUUCCUAAACCAGUUCUAAUAUCAUAUCUUGAAAAUCGUCAAUUAUGUAAAAUAUUAAAUAAGAAGAUUAAAAAAUUAUAUAUCCCCUCCUAUUCUUCUCGCUUUGGAUGUCAACAUAUAAAAUUAAAUCAAAUUGAUUGGUUGUAUAAAGCAUUUUCAAAUCUAGAACAACUUAAAUGUUCUAUUAAAAAUAUUCAAUGUUUGGUUUCAUUAUUAGAAAAAUUUUCACAAUUAUCACGAUUGACUAUCGUAAAUACAAAUGCACAAAUAAAAUCAUGGAUUAACACCAAUGCAUCGACAUUCAAUGUUCAUUUUGACACAUUCUAA